Lingula anatina is the source of this 2955-nucleotide messenger RNA. RefSeq lists its product as uncharacterized. NCBI's taxonomy places the organism in Eukaryota, Metazoa, Brachiopoda, Lingulata, Lingulida, Lingulidae. The record is from RefSeq and is a predicted model, not a curated record.
CGCGAGAGUGCAGUCAGAUAUUUCGAAGCACUGGCUACUUUUGGAACUUGAGUAGAAGGAACGGAUAUAGUUUCUUCGGAAGUUCUUCCAAAGUUUGUAGACGACUUUGAUUUAGCGAUGGAGAGCGUGCGGCUUCUUCUGUUCACUGGAGUGCUUCUUGUUUUACAACCUCUAGUUAGCUCGCACGGCUGUCAUAUAGGAGAACCAAGUCCGUACUGUUGCAACAGUCAGCCAUGUUGUGCAAGCAAUGAGGUUUGCUGUAACGGUCAGCCAUACAACCCCCAGACCCACGAAUGUUGCGAUGCGGCUAUUGUUGCAAUAGGAUCUUGUUGUAACAGUCAACAGUUCAACCCCCUGACCCACGAAUGCUGCGAUGCUACUAUUGUCACAAAGGGAUCUUGUUGUAACGGCCAGGUAUACGAUCCAUUGACAAAUAAGUGUUGCGGUGGUUCCUUGUUUCCAUCAUGGCUAGGUUGUUGUAACCGUGAGCCAUACAACCCCCAGACCCACGAAUGCUGCAGCACGUCCAUUGUCACAAAAGGAACUUGUUGUAACGGUCAGUCAUACAACCCUCAGACCCAUGAAUGCUGCAAUACAGCUAUUGUAACAAUAGGCUCUUGCUGUAACGGUCAACCAUACAACCCUCAGACCCAUGAAUGCUGCAAUACAGCCAUUGUGCCUAUAGGUUCUUGCUGUAACGGCCAACCAUACAACCCUCAGACCCAUGAAUGCUGCAAUACAGCCAUUGUGCCUAUAGGUUCUUGCUGUAACGGCCAACCAUACAACCCUCAGACCCACGAAUGCUGCAACACAUUUAUUGUCGCAAUAGGAUCUUGCUGUAACGGUCAACCAUACAACCCUCAGACCCAUGAAUGCUGCAACACAUUUAUUGUCGCAAUAGGAUCUUGCUGUAACGGUCAACCAUACAACCCUCAGACCCAUGAAUGCUGCAAUACAGCUAUUGUGCCUAUAGGAUCUUGCUGUAACGGUCAGGUAUACGAUCCAUUGACAAAUAAGUGUUGCGGUGGUUUUUUGAUUUCGUCUUGGCUAGAUUGUUGUAACGGUCAGUCCUACAACCCCCAGACUCAAGAAUGCUGCGGCACAUCCAUUGUCACUAAAGGAACUUGCUGUAAUAAUCAACCCAUAAAACCGAACUUCGAAGGAUGCUGUGCAAACAAUCCUUUUAUUCUGACCACCCAAGAGUGUUGUGGCAGUACUGUAAUCAAUAAAGGUUCUCAAGCCUGCUGCAACGGCCAGGCAUAUAACCCAUCUGUAUACGUUUGCUGUGGAGGGACGCUUUACCUUAAAGCGUACAACGUAGCUUGUUGCGGUAACAGCCCAAUCUACCAGGCUACAUCUGGUUGCUGCAAUGAUAAGUCAUUCAGCUUGGAAAGCGAAGAAUGUUGCCUGGGCAACGUUGUACCAAAAGGUUCGUGUCAUCUUUGCGGCAAUAUACAGUACGAUCCAUCUUUUGCUAUUUGCUGUGGAGACAAACUCUACGAAAUGUUGCCCAAUAGCCAGUGUUGUGGCAGCAUUCUCAUCAACACUGUUUAUUUGGGGUGCUGUGCUGGUAAUCCUUAUUCUCUUUCAACACAGGAGUGUUGCAAGAACACAGUCGUUAACAGAGGAUCAUGUUGUAACAACUGCCUUUACGAUCCAGCCACUCAAAUAUGCUGUGGAGGGAGUCUAUAUUCGAGGACAGAGUAUGACCAAUGUUGUGGAAAUGCUCCAUAUAAUUCGUUUGCGUACGAAUGUUGCCUUGGAAAUAUCGUUCCAAAGGGCAAUUGCCAGCUAUGUAACAACCAACCAUACAACCCAGCCUCUCAAAUAUGUUGUGGGGGAACUAUCUAUUGGAAAACACAAUAUGAUCAAUGUUGCAGCAAUUCCCCUUACAAUUCUUUUGCUUACGAAUGUUGCCUAGGCAACAUUGUCCCAAGGGGCAACUGUCAUCUAUGUAACAACCAACCAUACAACCCAGUCAGUCAAAUAUGUUGUGGCGGCACUAUCUAUUUGAAAGUGCAGUAUUACCAAUGUUGUGUUAAUUCCCCGUACAAUUCUUACACGCACGAGUGUUGCCUGGGCAAUAUUGUUUCAAAGGGCAAUUGUUAUUUGUGUAACAACCAACCAUACAACCCAACCAGUCAAAUAUGCUGUGGUGGAAAUAUCUAUUGGAAAUCACAGUUCGACGACUGUUGUUCAGGCAACCCAUACAACUCUGCAACCCAAGAGUGCUGUGGAUCAACGGUGGUGAACAAAGGGAGCUGCUGCAAUAACCAACCUUUCGACCCAGCAACAACCACCUGUUGUGGAGGGUAUAGGAUUCCAAAGGACUCGGCCGUGGUUGGAUGCUGCGCCUAUACCGUGUACAACAAAAAUACGCACAUAUGCUGCGCUGGCGCCAUCUAUCCUAAAGACACUUGUAUCUGCUGCAACGGAACUCCGUGUAAUACGCAAACUCAGCAGUGCCUGAAUAACCAAGUGGUCCCCUGCGAUGGUACUUGUGACCCUAACGCCGUCGUUAAUCCACCGCCCCACCAGCCCAUCCCAGGGUUUGAAAUGUUACCAGAUGGCGUGAUUCUCUUACCAUAGACAUCUUACGUUGACUUACCAUGACUUGAGGCAACAAACCAAUUAGAAUUCUUCUUCAAAUAAAUGUUAGAAUUCAACUUUAAAUAAAUGAAAAUCUGGGCAGUAAAAUGUAAAUAAUUACAUCUUUUUUUGCUCAGUGAUUGUGAAAUGGUUUUUAUUUGCAUAACAAACAAGGGCAAAGGUGAGGAUUAAGUUCUGAAAUGUUGCGAAAGCAAGAAAAAAGUCUUAACAUUAUGCCAACAAAAUAAUUUAACCUAUUGAUGCUUAUGGUUGAUGUUUUUAGUUAAAGCUCUGAAGUGAAGUGGGUAAUUUCUGGUGAUAACAUUUAUAUUAUAUUAUAUUAUAUUAUAUUAUAUUAUAUUAUAU